AACCCUCAGAGCCGCUCGUGUUAUUUCUGUUUUUGUUCUCUGGAUGCAGGAGAUGAACAUCUCUUAAUGAGGGAGCACUGAUGAUGUCACUCAGACUGUCUCCUCCCCUUUCUCUGUUGGUUCUGCUCAUGGUUUCAGGAGUUCUCUCCCAGCCAGGGUUGGGUGUGUCUUACACACAGAGCAACAUCUGUGCUCUAAGGGGAUCUACAUUAACCAUGGGCUGCAAUUACACAUAUCCAGAUGGUUACACAGUUCAGAAUGUUUUCUGGAGCAGAGAGCUGGUUACAGAUAAAGAGCCUCCUGAUCUGUCUUCAGACCCAAAGUACACAGGCAGGGUUCAAUACCUCGGAGACAAACGGAGUAACUGCAGUCUCAGACUGAGUGAUGUGACAGAACAGGACCGAGGCAAAUACUACUUCACACUUAUAACAAAGACAGAUGGAGGAAGGUAUCAGGGUACAGAUGGAGUUAAUCUUUCUGUCGCACAGCUUCAGGUGGAGAUGAUUCCUGUUAGUGUGGUUGAGGGAGAUGAAGUCACUCUCACGUGUAAAACCACCUGCAGCCUGACUAACACUCCAGCAUUCACCUGGCACAAAAAUCUACGUCCUUUAUUCUCAGUCAAUUCCUCUAAUCCGCUCCGUCUUCCAUCAGUCAGUCAGAUGGAUGCAGGCGAUUACAGGUGUGGUGUACAGGGACAGAGUUAUCGCUCCCCUGCUGUCACUCUUGAUGUCCAGUAUCCUCCAAAGAACGUGUCAGUGACCAUCAGUCCUUCUGGUGAGAUAGUGGAGGGCAGUUCAGUGACUCUGAGCUGCAGCAGUGAUGCUAACCCACCUGUGGAGACCUACACCUGGUAUAAGGUGAAUGAAAGCUCACCUGUAGGAUCUGGACAGAGUUACAGCUUCCCAUUGAGGUUCAGCAGCAUCAGUCAGAAUAAUGCAGGCGAUUACAGGUGUGGUGUACAGGGACAAAGUUAUCGCUCCCCUGCUGUCACUCUUGAUGUCCAGUAUCCUCCAAAGAACGUGUCAGUGUCCAUCAGUCCCUCUGGUGAGAUAGUGGAGGGCAGUUCAGUGACUCUGACCUGCAACAGUGAUGCUAACCCACCUGUGGAGUAUACCUGGUUUAAAGGAACAUCAUUUAAAAUCAAAGGAAAAACCUACACCGUUAACAAGAUCAGCUCUGAGGACAGUGGAGAUUACAAGUGCAAGUCCAGCAAUCAACACGGAGAGAAAUAUUCUGAAACAACAGUAAAUGUUUUGUAUCCCCCUAAGAAUGUCUCAGUGUCCAUCAGUCCCUCUGGUGAGAUAGUGGAGGGCAGUUCAGUGACUCUGACCUGCAGCAGUAAUGCCAACCCACCUGUGGAGUAUACCUGGUUUAAAGGAACAUCAUUUAAAAUCAAAGGAAAAACCUACACCGUUAACAAGAUCAGCUAUGAGGACAGUGGAGAUUACAAGUGCAAGUCCAGCAAUCAACACGGAGAGAAAUAUUCUGAAACAACAGUAAACGUUUUGUAUCCCCCUAAGAAUGUCUCAGUGUCCAUCAGUCCCUCUGGUGAGAUAGUGGAGGGCAGUGUAGUGACUCUGAGCUGCAGCAGUGAUGCUAACCCACCUGCUGAGACCUACAACUGGUAUAAGGUGAAUGAAAGCUCACCUGUAGGAUCUGGACAGAGUUACAGCUUCCCGUUGAGGUUCAGCAGCAGUGGAUGGUUUUACUGUGUGGCUCAGAAUAAAUUCGGGAGUCAGAGCACCGCUGCAGUGCCUCUCACUUCAAACGGGGGAAGAAGUGUAGUUCUGUACGCAAUUCUUGGAGUCACAGUUGGAUGUGGAUGUGUACUUGCCAUCCUUGGUGUUUUAUAUAUGAGGAGAAAGAGUAGGGGAGGUUCCAGUGAAGAUGCCAAGUCAAGUCAGGAAAAUACCUACAGCAGUGUGAACCUGAGUGCUGCAACCAACAAUCCAACACCUGAUCCAGAUCUGGUCAAUCAGAGUGAUGUUCAUUAUGCCAGUAUACAGCACCAUCGUGACCCCAGGAGGGCAGAACGUUCUCUAGUGCAAACUUCUGGCUCUGGGGCUGCUGAGGAGGUUCAGUAUGCUACUGUCCAGCACAAGCGUGACCAAGUGGUGGGAAAGACUCAGGAGGACGAAGAUCAGUAUUCUAAUAUCAGAUUUAAUCACACUGGUGUUGCCUACAGGUCUGCUGCUCCUGCAUUUGAAGAUUCAUCAGUGAUUUACAGCAGCUGAAGUAAACAAAAUUCCAAGGAUCUGUUCAGGAUGAAUGUCAACUGAACAUUUACCCAAUUAUGGGUAACUACAGCUAAAGAAAGAAGACAAGCAACUGGUUGGAUAUUUAAACUACA
This is a messenger RNA of Ictalurus furcatus (blue catfish), 2350 nucleotides long. Its product is annotated as B-cell receptor CD22-like. The record is from RefSeq and is a predicted model, not a curated record. The transcript has 13 exons. Lineage: Eukaryota; Metazoa; Chordata; Actinopteri; Siluriformes; Ictaluridae. The coding region runs from base 81 to 2234 and encodes 717 amino acids.